Messenger RNA from Scatophagus argus, 8992 nucleotides. It is a transcript of the gene lrmda, whose product is annotated as leucine rich melanocyte differentiation associated. The transcript has 7 exons. The coding region runs from base 245 to 901 and encodes 218 amino acids. Gene Ontology annotation, molecular function: protein binding. Gene Ontology annotation, biological process: melanocyte differentiation. The record is from RefSeq and is a predicted model, not a curated record. NCBI's taxonomy places the organism in Eukaryota, Metazoa, Chordata, Actinopteri, Scatophagidae.
ACUGCGUCCGCGUGCUUCCGCAACGCAGCUGGUCAGCUGAUUGAAACGGCACGCGGAAACUGUAAAGUCGCUCGGAAAGCGUCAGUAGUUCUCCAAAGUAGCCGGACUUCAGCCAAAAAAAACAUUAACGCUAUCAUUUACUGUUGACAGCUGCGGGUUUGUUACGUGAGCAGGACUUCGGAUAUCAACUCGGCUUAUCUAAAAAGUGACCCCGUGGCCGCUCUGUCAUUCCCAGGACAAAGUUAUGGCACAGAACGAGUCAUUGGUCGCAUUGAAUGGAACUCAGAUUUCCUUCAUCGGACAUGACUGUACGGACCUUCCAGACUUCCUCGGAGUCACAUAUGGCCAGUUUGCAAGAAGGCUGGAUCUGAGCUUCAAUCAACUCAGGUCACUGGCGGGCCUCAAAAUGUUCACUGAGCUGGAAGAGCUGGUCGUUGACAACAAUCUGCUUGGAAAUGACCUCCGGUUGCCCAGGUUGCCCAACCUCCACACCCUUACACUCAAUAAGAACCAACUGACUGAUAUCGAGGGCCUGUUGGAACACUUGGCUGAUGUGACCCCGUCACUGGAGUACCUAAGCCUGCUGGGAAAUGAGGCCUGCCCCAACCAGCUGGUCAGCCCGGAUAAGGACGAAGACGACUACCAGAGAUACAGGUACUUUGUUCUGCAUAAGCUGCCCCAGCUGAAGUUUCUCGACACCAGGAAGGUAACCAGAAAAGAAGUGAUGGAGGCAAAGGCAAGAGGAGCAUUCAUGAAAGUGGUCAAACCCAAGUCAGAAGCUGCUCCUAACGAGGCUGGAUCUGAGAGUCACCCGCUGCCCUACACCCCUCUACCCCAAGGAUCCAGAGAGGCCAAGAACCACAAAGGUGCACCAUCACAUACAAGCCAGUGGAGGAGAUGACAGCACUGAUCAGCGCAACACCAGAAGGACAAAUGGCUGAGGUGUGCGCACACGCAAACACAAACAAACACAUACACACACACACAGCUUUCAUAUAACGUAAAUGCUCCCCCAACACAUGAAGAUCAGGGUAGGUUGUUCUUACAUCCUUCCCGUGUAUUCAGGUUGAUCAACUACAAUGUAUCUGUAAUAGAAGGGGCUCAGGCACAUAUCAUGCGUUAGGAUCUUAAAACAGAGUGAGGCUUUAUGAUCUGAUGUAUCAGCAGAAGACUUGUACAGGUUUCUCUUUGAGCCAGCAAACACCAAUGCUGCACCAUUCUCUGAGUUUUUAGACUACUGUUUUGCAAGCUGAUUUUGUUAAGCAGGACUGGAAUGCUCUCACUCAACAUGACGAGUUAGCUGUGACGUAGCAAACCUGAAGCAAUGAUAUGAUGUGAAACAACCUAAAAACAAGACUAGUAUGCCUCCAAAAGCCAAGCAGCCCUCCCUCCAUCCCUUCCUUUGUUCAUCUCCUCAGCAACAUUUUAUCGAGGGGGAAUCGGAUGGUUCCAUUUGUUCUGUCAAAAGAAACUUGUUCAGUUUUAGUGCAAAUAGAACAGAAGCAGACAGGAGAUAUGAAGUCGACGAACCCAGCUGGUUUGACAUGACACAUCUGGGCGGCUCUUUGGGAGAUGAUAUGAUCAGUUUAUCGCUGCAACCCUCAUCCUCCGAUAACCAGCCACCUUAGCCAUGGAGUCUGGUCUCAUGAAGAGGUGAACUAUUGCAAAGAAUUACAGGAAGUACUCUCUUUUUUUGUCAGCUCUUAAAAUAAUUCCAAAAAAGUGCUAGGGGAAGGGGCUGUACAAUCCUUACUUGAUUGUCAUUAUGUACAUCACUAUGGAUACAUUAAUAAAUAAAACAAUGUCCAAGAGCAUGGAAGUAACUUUAAAGGUAUACACAUAGGAGGUCCCUUCCAGUUUGGGUUCCUGUCCAACCCAUGAUUAGAAGAAUGAGUGAAGAGAAGUGUGUCAGUCUUCAGCAUCCCUGUCAUCCUCAUCAUUAUCAUCGCUCCUCCAUGGGUCAUCCCCUCUCAACUCCUUUGAAAGAGCGUACGGAUGUCUGGUGAGUCAGCAAGAAAACCCUGUGUUCAGCAUUCAUCUUCAACUUCUCUGAUUGGUGGAAUCAGACUACUAGUGGAUUUGUAUUGGUUGACUUGGUUGGCCAUGUGAGUGCUCAUGGGCUUGAUCUGAAUGUUCCUUGGGUAGGCAUUUUCUGGUUCAUCUGUAAACCAUUUCUUUUCUGGUAGAGGACAAGGCAAGAGAGGAAGAAGAGAGAUUAGAGUUAGUUUGAUAAAAUAUGCAGCAUGAGAUUACAUACAACCAUAUUGCCUCAGUUUAAGUAAUACAUUUGCAUGGCAUUCUUUGUGAUUAGCAGCAAUCCGUGUGGUCCAGUUUAAGUUUGUGUUCUGGUGCACUGAGCCAAUUUAAAUGUGAUGGUGGCAUUGACUAAUCAAGUAUAUCUGUGUAAGUAGAUAAAAUCUGCCAGGUCUUCCUCUUACUGUCUAGUCACGCACAUUGUUUUAUUUUUUACCAUUUUUUGAGUGUGAUUUCUAACACAAACAAAGGGGAAUGGAAUUUAGUUUGUGGUGCUCACAGCAACAGUGUCCAUAGUUUUCAAUAGAACUGUUUCCUAUGAAGGAAACAGCCCCUAUAAAAACUCUUGAGCUGAUUCUGUGGAUUAUUAAAUCUGUAUUCACUUCAAGGUACAAAGCAAAGGAAAUUUUAGAGGUGGUGUAGUUACAAAUAAAAGAAUUAUGCUCAUUCUUAUAGGCCUUUGACACCACUUCAUGCACGUAUGGAGACAAAGGAGAAAGCAGAAAAUAAUCCAAAGAGCUUGAGUUCCUGGUGUGCCCUGAGAUGACACACAUUGUUAGGUGUGAAUGAUGUGAGUAAACUACAGUUAGCAUCUGUAUAGUAGCUGUUUGGGAUGAAUAAACAUGGACCACACAGAUACUGAAGUUCUCAAAUAUUUACAUUCUGACAAUAUUUCACUCUUUCAUGAAAGAGAUGUUGCUGUUUUUGACAUCAUUUUUCAGUGCCGUGAGCACCACAAACAAAGUUCCAUUCACUUCCAUUAUGUUAGGAUGGAGGCAGAAAUCUCAGAGAUAAAUAUCUCAGACUCAGGGAAAAGAAAUGUCACCAUUUGGUUGGCUGGGUAUCUCAAAUGUUGAGGUAGAAAAUGUGAGAGAAGAGAUCUGAAAAAUUUGAACGCAUCCUUUUGGAGAGAAUCUCUUCAUCUUAAAGUAGGCUAUGAGGGCACUGUUUCUGAGAAUGGUAUGAGGAAAGGUAAGGGUGUAUACCAGCUGUCAGAAGUUUGUAAACUCUCUCCCAGCACUUCACAGGCAUCUCAAAUGCCAUUCAAGAUGUCACUUCCUUUUGGGUGAAGUUGUAAUAUCAAAUUUUAACUUUGCUAUGUGGAGCAAACCUUGUGUGUGUGUGCGUGUGUGUGUGUGUGUGUGUGUGUGUGUGUGUGUGUGUGUGUGUAAAUGUGUGUUCAUGUAUAUGCAGGCUUGCAUGUGUGGAGAUUCAUUUGUGUCAGGUCUGUAUGUGUGUGUGUGUGUGUGUGUGUGUGUGUGUGUGUCAGCAAGCUUAAGGCUGUGGGGCCAUGUGUUACAGCACUGGCAUUUGAUGUGUAGAAUUGUGCCCGAGGUGAAGCAAGAUGUCUGCCAUCUCUCUCCAGAGUCUGCUGCUGAUACGGUGAACUUAGUGAUGUCGCCUCAAACCACCAUAUCAGGUGCACAGGGUUACAAGGAGGGAACUUACAGACUCAUAUCCCCCUUCAAUUUAGACUUUAAAUUGGUCACACCUCCCACUUUCCUGGUGUGACCGAUGGCACAGGGCUGGACACACUUUCUUAAAGUUCUGUGAAGAAGUAAGCAAUUGGCUGCAUCAGGGGGAUUUGAAUCAGCCUGACCUACUUGUACAGUCGGCAACAUGUUGUUGCUCUGUGCUUUAUGCCAGUACAAUAAUUACCUACUGUAGUCAAUGACAGCAUAAUUGUGACAUUUACAGUUUGCUACAGUCGUCUAACAGCAUUCAGUAGGAGGGAAGAUGCACAAACACACAGACCUCUCACACAAUGCAAACCAAAUCGAAAUAAACCAUAAGGAAGGCAUGAUAAAUGUCAGAAAGAAACAAUGUGAAAACGGCUUUGUCUGGAGGAAAAGAAAACUCAUUUCAUCAAGUGAUUAACUGAGGUAAAGGCAAGAAGAAAGGAGGGGGUGGGGGGAUUCGAUUCAACCUCAUGCAACGUGGAGAUGGUCCUGAUCAUGGCAGGGAGGAGGCAGGAGCAGCAGCAGACAUUUUGCUUUCCAGAUGAAAGCAAAACUUAAACUGAGGCAUGGUUUACUUAACAUCUGAAGAACAGAAUAAAUAAAACAAACUCCCCUUGUCAUAACAAUAUCCACAGAGGACACAGUUAUGAUCAGAACCCCAGGUAAAGGUUGCUAAGUCAUGCAGAAUCGUUAACUUGCAUACCUUGGCCCAUUCUAUUCAUCCUUGUUGCACUUCAGAAAGAAAGGUAAGUAAUCUACUGUAAGUGAGUAGUAUUUACAGUCAAUACACAACUGACAAUGAGUCCAUUUAAGGCUUACAUAUUGUUACUACAGUAUUUAGGCUAUAUCAUACAUCUUAAUUUUAAGAUGUAUUGAGGGCUUAUCAUCUACUAUGUAAUACUUCUUGAGUACAAUCAUCAACAAAUCUGCAUGCUUUUAGAAUAUGUCAUGACUUCAAAGCUCAGUUACUUUAUUCUCCCAGUUAAAAAUUUAAUUCAUAGCGUACAUUUUAGGGGAUGGGAGAAUAAGGAGUAUUUAACCUGUAGGUCAAAAUAUUUCACCAAAUUUGAAAUUAUCUUAUAAUAAACAUGAAACAGGAAAUAAGAGCCUGCUACAGAGGGCUACCAACGUGAACAUGCAAUAAAGCAGUACAGAUGCAACAUGAAUAAAAAACACUGCUAAUGAGGGAUGAUCUUAUGAGUAACAGCUUAUUAGUAAAGUUGGCCAAAUGUGCUCUGUUUAACACCUUCCACAGCAGGUAAAGCACAACACGAUACAUCCAUGAUCAAGGUUUACUGAUCAUGAGCACUAAAUAUACACAAAUACUCACUACACAAAUAUUUAGUUAAGACACAAGAUGACCAGAUAUUAGGACAGAUACAACACGUAGACUGAACAACAUACUGAGGGUGUGUUGUGUUGAAUUAUGUCAUUUUAUUCUGUUAGCAGAGGUCUUUACUGUAAGCUUGUUUCCAACCACAAAGACACAUCCAAACAAGUGGUUUUUACUGUUUAUACUGCCACAGAUGCCAACUGGAAGAAAAAAGUCUCAUCAGUCUUUGAGUAUAAUCAAUGAGCCCAGCUUUCCACAAAGCGAGUUUCCCAAUUUAAUGUUAUGUUAUGAUUGCUGUGAUGUGAGAGUGAAGACCACAUGCAGAUGAUUAUGAAAGAAACACACAAGAAACACUGGGCAUGGGCGCAGAGCACAAAUCACACAAAGAAACCACAAACACACAAUACACAGUGUUUAUCAGUGCAUGUGUUCGCCACAGUCUGCACACUAAACACACACACACACACACCUGUAAAAUACAGGUCAGGUAUAAAACACCCAACAUGCAGGCUAAAACUCAGGACAUGUGAGUGCACGUACUUCUGUUUGUCACGGGCCUCCCGGGUCUUACUGCUGCGGUUCUGCCGGUUGGCGGGUGGGAUGGAGUGGACCGAGGAGCUCUUUUUGCUGGAGGAAUGGGAGGAGUGGGAAGAGUGGGACAAGCUUGUCCGCGACUGGCCUGCAUUGUGGUCGAACUGCAUGAGGCAGAAGAUCAGGUCUGUGGGCACGAGCUCAAACUCAUACGGUGGGUUCGUGAUCACAUACCUGUUCGGAAAACAAAUAUUUGAAAAGAUUCAACUUUGAUGAUCCUUGUGGGGAAAGUGACAAAGAACAAAGGAUACAUCAGAGAAUGAAAGAAAGAAAGUUAUAUGUUGAAUACACUUCAUCCCGACAAUGUUCAAAAGAGCGAUAUGGUUGAAAGUGUGAGAAAAACAUGUCAACCGCAUAAUGUGAAAAUUGCAUAGUUUGUACUCGUUAGACCUUGCUUCAAUUAUACAAACAUAUGAAUGUGUGAAUUUAUAGUAGAAAAAAGAAGAUAAACUAAAAUGUCUGUAUGUUACCUGGACAUAUGAAAGAAUUUUCACUGUUAAGGACAAUCUAUGAAUAACAUUGCAUAAAUAAAAUGUUGAGCUAUACCUUCUUAACCUCCACUGAUGUACAGUGUCAGUUUUGUCAUUUGCAUUUUCAUAUUUAAUUUAUUCUGUUUUACUUGUUGUAUAUAAUGUGCCCUUUUAACUGUUCUUGUUUCUCACUAAUCUUAUUUGUUUUUGUAAUUUAAGAGAAUUAGCUGCUCUCAUGCCGAGAUGACCCCUUCAGGAUUAAUAAGGUAUAAGUGUAUAAGUCUAUACAUAACCCCAACUGCUUACUUUAUUACAUCAAACAUUCACUUUGACACAGAUUGAAGGGAUAAAUUGUACCGUUUUGUACACUGGCUGGGUGUACUGAGAUGAGCGUCUCUCAAUCUGUAGAUUCCAAAACACAGCAUGUUGUACGUCUUCAGUGCCUUACAGAAUAAAUCCCCAUAGCAGCCGCCAUCCUGAUGAACAACAGAACAAACACAUCACCAGUGAGUGGCAGGUCAGCCCAAUGAUCUGGAUCAGUUAAAGUAAAUGUAAAUAAAAGUAAAUGAAAACAUAAAUUCUUUGUAAAGUUGUAGUGAAAAUUUAAUGUUCUGCACUGCUGAGGGUGUUUUGCUUGUGAACAAAUACCAACCACUGGCAAUGCAGACUGUAACAAUCAGCAGUGUUUUAAAAAUUGUGCCAUAAUGCAUCUGAGAAAAAAGAAAAUUACUUCAAUAUUGGAAGUUCUAUAUAACAAAAACAAAAACAAGGUUGGAACCAAUUAAACUUGGAAUAUCCUUGGUGGUGUUCAUUGUUCUCUCUAAAGCCCUCUUCCCUCUCCACCCACCAAGGCCUGCUUUGCGUGAUCACUGUUUUUCACAUCGGAUUAAGGACCAUGAGGAGCGGAGGCGGCCAGAUGUGUGCUGCUGGGAAGUGCCAAAACGUGUCAUCUUCGCUUAAACAUCCACUUACCCCCAAGUCGGCAAAUGGCCCGUCGUAGAGGGCUAGCUGGGCGACGCGACACCUGUCUCUGUUGGCCAGUGUCUGUGGCGUGCUGUAACCUCCUCUGAGAGCAUUCUCCUCAGCCAACAGGGCCUCCAGCUCUGGCGUGGCUCCCCCUGUGACCAGCGUCCGAAUCAGCGUGAGGAUAUUAUCAUUGAAGUAUGUCUGGGGAGAACAGAGAGAGGAUAUUUGUAAGCAGAUGCCGUUACAGUCACAGGUAGGGAGGUGGCGGAGGUGGCAGAUGUGGUAAGAAAGAAAAGCCCCUGUUAUGUCAACCCUCAGCUUGUCUCUUCACAUAGUGCUGACUGGGCACUGAGGAGAAAGGCCAUGGAAGAUUAUAAAGGACCUUCUGUCUUGUGCACUAUGACGGCACAUUUUCAGCAGCUUUAAGUUUCAAAAAUAUAUUUUGAAAACUGCUUUUGUCAUGCAGUUUCUAGUGUAUUUCAAGUUUGUUUUUCCACUGAUGGCCAAAUGCUGCUGCUGAAUUUUUGAAGGUCCAAUCCCCUCCACUCAUUUGGGGUGAAACAAAUGUCUCAGAAUGUGGUAAGUCAGUAAGAACUAUUUACCCCUGGAAACAAGUGAGAUAUAUAUAUGAGAUGUGAGAUUAUAUACUAUGUGUGUGCGUGUGUGUAUAACAGUAUAAAUGAGUCUUUAGUUAUUCACUGUAAAAACUGAAAUUGAUCAUCAUAUUUCAUUUAUCAUAUUGAAUAUGAAGGAACAUCAUGUCAGCGCUGUUAUUUCCUGUAGGAGCGCUGAUUUACACACUGUAUGAUGUCCGCUUUCCCCUCUGAAACAACGAUUUGACUGCACUCUGCAGGUGUCAGCUUCUCUUGUCCUUCAAGCCAAUCUGGACCUGCUUUUGCAGCGUGUGAAGACAGCCGAUGUCACUCGGCAGUCGAGGCAGAGUGGCAGCUCCUCUCCCCGGGCCCCUGACAGGCCUGCAGAGCCUCAUGAUGGAUGAGCAAUGUCCAUUAGCUGGCUUCACCUCUGACCAGUGCCAGACUACAGCAGACGCCUGCUCUACUCCCUGCUCAGCUCGGCUCUGCACGCCCCUCUAACCCCUCACUCACUGAGAGGGCUGCUGGAAUUAAGCUAUCACAGCACCAAAGGGAAAACCAGAGUUGGUCAUGAGAAGGAGGAGAGGAAAAAUGAGGUGUUGGUGGGGUUUGUUUUUUUUGGUCCAUCCUCCUUUAUCUUAUCUCCAGUGCAGCAAUGACACUGUCAAAAGAUGAAAGAGUGUCUCUUUGACCUGUUAAAGCCAAGCUUGUGUCAUCACCAUUAUGCUAACCUUCAACACUUACUUCCUUAAAACAUCUAAUAAGGCUCUUGAACAUUAACUCAUAAUCCUUCAGAUGAAGAGUGAUGCCAACAGUUGCCCCUCUGAUCUGUAAUGAAUGUACUGUGUCAUUUCAUUUAUCAACUUCUGCAUACUUGAAAUGUCAAAACUCAUAUCUAUCAUUGCUAAACUUAACCUAUUUUUUCUAUUAGCAGAGCACCUCAUAGUCUGAAAUGAUCUACUCUUUGGUUGUCAUACUGAUGUGUGUGAAAUAUGACAACAGAACUGUGUAUAAAACAGUAAAGUCCCAACCACCAAAGAAGCAAAAGAAAACAGAAACAUUUCACUGCAUUUUGGGAUUUAUACAAUCUAAAGUUUUCUCAGGUCCAUCUUUUGAGUCUGGCUCACUGCAAAGUUACUCACCUAUUUUCCUCAUCCUGAAGUUUCUAGCACUGCAACAGCAUGCAAUGGUUACGCAGUGGGCACAGCAUCUCUAGUGUGAAACUUCUCUCUACUUUGUCUUUUUGUAAUUCUGAAUAUUACUCUGUCAUGGCAUCCAAAAACUGAAUAAUCAGAAAAUUAAAAUGAUAAUAUUUGUGUUGCAAAA